This is a messenger RNA of Lindgomyces ingoldianus, 2769 nucleotides long. Its product is annotated as von Willebrand domain-containing protein. NCBI's taxonomy places the organism in Eukaryota, Fungi, Ascomycota, Dothideomycetes, Pleosporales, Lindgomycetaceae. The record is from RefSeq and is a predicted model, not a curated record. The transcript has 3 exons. The coding region runs from base 1 to 2769 and encodes 922 amino acids.
AUGUUCAACCGCCCCAAAUACUCAUUGGGGCAUGAGGAGAUUUACGUUUGCGGGCUCUACUAUACUCUUCCCAAUUCCUACCGUACUGAAUUAGAGAGAUUCUACCUUCCCCAAGUAUCCCUCCAAGCACACUCUACUAUCCUCUCUACUACCUCCCGCACAAUUCUCACCCAGGCUUUCGUCAACCCUUCCGACACGAAAGGCAUCAAAGAAGUCAGAUACACAUUCCCUCUCUACGAUGGUGUAAGCGUUGUGGGUUUCACCUGUCAUAUCGGAGACAGGACGAUUGUAGGUGAGGUCAAGGAGAAGGAGAAAGCGAAACAGGUGUUCCAGGAAGCUGUAGCCAAGGGCGAGACAGCUGGACUGCUAGAGCAGUUACCAGAAGCAUCUGAUGUCUUCACGACAACAGUUGGAAAUAUUCCCCCUGGAGCCAAUGUCAUUGUCAAGAUCACAUAUCUCGGAGAACUCAAGCACGAUAUGGAAGUCGAUGGCAUCCGCUUCACAAUCCCCAAUAUUAUCUGCCCGAGAUAUGGAAAAUACCCACUCGGGCUGACAAGCAACACCACAGCGGAUGCAGUAGGAACCGGCAUUGAGAUCACUGUGGAUGCGGAGAUGGCAGAUGGUAGUUUCAUCCAGCAGAUUCAAAGCCCCAGCCAUCCAAUUUCAGUAUCCAUGGGCACAACAUCCUUCGCCCCGAACGCCGAACCCAAGAUGAACAAGGCCUCGGCCACCCUCUCCCUCGGCACUGCCCAACUCGACACUGAUUUCAUCCUUCAAAUCAUCUCCAAGGACUCUGGAAUCCCCAAGGCGAUUCUGGAAACCCAUCCAACGAUCCCGAACCAACGCGCCCUGAUGGCUACCCUCGUCCCCAAAUUCUCCCUUCCUGCAGAGAAACCCGAAGUCGUAUUCGUUUGCGAUCGCAGCGGCAGCAUGUCGGGCUCUCGCAUCAAUCUCGUCAUCCAAGCGCUCAAAGUCUUCUUGAAAUCACUACCCGUGGGGGUGAAAUUCAACAUUUGUUCGUUUGGCUCCUCGCACUCAUUUUUAUGGCCGAAAAGCGUGACAUACAGCCAGCAAACCCUCGAUCAAGCUGUCAGGCAUGUCGAGCUAUUCCAGGCGAAUUUUGGUGGGACGGAAAUGUAUCAGCCGAUCAAGGCGACGCUAGAUCAGCGGUAUAAGGAUAUCCCACUGGAAGUUAUGUUGUUGACGGAUGGUGAGAUUUGGGAUCAGCAAAGGCUGUUCUCGUAUUUGAAUCAGGAGGUUGCUGAGACGAAGGUACCGAUCCGGGUCUUUACCCUUGGAAUCGGGAAUGGCGUGUCUCAUUCCCUGAUUGAGGGUAUAGCAAGAGCAGGGAACGGAUUCUCGCAGACAGUGGGCGAGGGCGAAAAGAUGGAUAGUAAGGUCGUACGCAUGCUUAAGGGGGCGCUAUCUCCGCACGUCGACGACUAUACAUUGGAAGUGAAGUACUCGGAUAACAACAGCAAAAACACGAGCCGUACACAAGACGACGACUUCGAGAUUGUGGAGAGGGUGGCAGAUAGCUUGACCGUCAAGAUUGCGCUUGAUGAAAAGAAAGAGGAAGAGAAACCCAAAAAGCCCAUAUCUCUAUUCGACGCCACCGCCGACCCUGACAAAGACUUCCCUCCCCCAUACGAUGAGUCCGGCGAAGCACGCUACUCACAUCUUCCCAACAUCAUGGCGCCAAAGAUCAUCCAGGCUCCGCAGAAUAUCCCCGCACUCUUCGCAUUCAAUCGGACUUCUGUAUACCUCCUCCUGGGUCCCGAAGCUCCACAACAGACUCCACAAUCUGUGAUUCUGAAGGGAACGAGCCAGUAUGGUCCGCUAGAGCUGGAGAUUCCAAUCCAGAUCCUAGAUAUGCCUGGUGAAACAAUCCACCAACUCGCCGCCAAGAAAGCCAUCUUCGAGCUCGAACAAGGCCGUGGAUGGCUGCCCGAAGCCAAAGACGAAUCCAGCAAACCGCUCAAAGAGAAAUUCGAAUCCCGCUUCUCUGACAUGGUGGAGCGCGAGGCUGUGCGUCUAGGGGUGCGCUUCCAGGUCGGCGGAAAAUACUGCUCAUUUGUUGCCAUCGAAAGAAAUAGAGCUAACAGGACGGAUAAGGAGCUGGAGGAAGCUGGAUAUGAAGUGCUAGAUGAUCCAGCAUCAGUGCCCCAAGCAUCAGCACCAGUCAAAGCAACGCAAAAUAUGUUUUCUUCUCUGGGCGCUAGCAGCGAAAGCAAUGGUGUCUCAGCUGAGACCUCGGCUUUCGGAUCUUCGAAUAAUACACAGGGUGGCUUUGGAAGCGCACCUGUUGCUGCGUCUGCGUCUGCGUCUCCGUUCAGCUUCGGAUCUGCAUUCGGUGCUGCACCGGCACCAGCACCAACAGCCUCAUCCUCCCCCUUCGGCAACCCCAGGGCCAAACCCUUCUCCGCUGGUGCCCCAGCCCCUGCCCCCACCCCCACAAAACCUAAAACCCCCGACGAAAUUCUCGAAAUUCUAAUCGCUUUGCAAACCUUCGAGGGAUUCUGGGAAUGGAGUGUGACCUUAUUCUCCGCCCUUAGUAUUAAUCCUUCUUCCACCGAACAAAAGAUGAAGGACUGGAGCUUGGGCUUGGAGAAGAGGGCUUUUGCAACUGCGCUCGCAAUCGCGUAUUUCGAAACCAAACUUGUAGCAUUGCAGGGGAGUUGGGAGCUGGUUGUUGACAAGGCGAGGGGCUGGUUGGAGGAUAAUGGACAUGGUGGCGAUUUGAUUGAGAAAGCGCGGGGGUUGUUGUAG